Molecule: messenger RNA, 693 nt
Organism: Schistocerca americana (American grasshopper)
Lineage: Eukaryota; Metazoa; Arthropoda; Insecta; Orthoptera; Acrididae
Product: antifreeze protein Maxi-like
Exons: 4
Coding region: 1-693 (230 amino acids)
Source: RefSeq, a predicted model, not a curated record
AUGGUGGCUCGGCGCAACGUGAUGCGUGCGGGAGAUGCAGAAGACGAAGCGACGGGGUCGGAUUCCCUCACUUCCUCAUCGAGGACUCGCAGUGCCUGGGCUACUCUCAGGGUGUAUCUUCGACGUGGAAGAGCCGCAAUCGUGCUUGUCGCGCUGUUGCACGUCUGCACGCCGUCACUGCUGCCCGCCGCCGCCGCCGCCGCCGCCGCCGCCGCCGUCGUCGUCGUCCCGCCGCCGCCGCCGCCGCCGCCGCCGCUGUCGCCGUCUCUUGGUGCUCGCCGCUUCUUCUGCCACCCUCUCUCGGUGCUCGCCGCUGCCGCCGUCUCUCGGUGUUCGCUGCCGCCUGCGAUCAUGGACGCCCCAACUACCACCAUCAUCUACACCUCUCCUUCACCUGCCCCCACUGCGGCAGCGAACACCGAGAGACGGCGGCAGCGGCGAGCACCGAGAGAGGGUGGCAGAAGAAGCGGCGAGCACCAAGAGACGGCGACAGUGGCGGCGGCGGCGGCGGCGGCGGCGGCGGCGGCGGCUGAAGAAGCGGCGACCAGGUGGUGGCGGCAGAAGAGGAAGCGGCGAGCACCGACAGACGGCGACCAAGCGGCGGCGGCGGCGGCGGCGGCGGCGGCGGUGGCGGCGGCGUGCAGUCGUGCAACAGCGCGAUUGCGGCUCUUCCACGUCGAAGAUACACCCUGA